Aspergillus wentii DTO 134E9 is the source of this 756-nucleotide messenger RNA. RefSeq lists its product as uncharacterized. The transcript is spliced from 3 exons. The record is from RefSeq and is a predicted model, not a curated record. Lineage: Eukaryota; Fungi; Ascomycota; Eurotiomycetes; Eurotiales; Aspergillaceae. The coding region runs from base 1 to 756 and encodes 251 amino acids.
AUGUCCAAACGUUCUCGGACAGUCUCGAGAUCUCCAUCUCCUUCUCAAGACCACCACUGCUCGCCCGAAGAAUCGUGGUCAAGAUCCUCCUCGCCAGCAUCUUCCACCGGACGCUCUAAACUCUUACACCUGCAGGACUCGGUCAACGCUUCGGCUGAAGUGAUGCGUUGUUCAUUGCCGCCUCAUAAGGAGACGAUUUCGUUUACCUCGUAUGAAGACUACGAGGUUCAUUAUCGGCAGGCUCAUGUUAAUCGUUGCUCUGAGUGUGGAAAGAACUUUCCCACGGAUCGUUUUUUGAAUUUGCAUAUCGAGGAGAAUCAUGAUCCUUUGAUUGCUGCUCUGAGAGAGCGCGGGGAGAAGACUUAUGGCUGCUUUAUUGAAAACUGCGAGCGCAAAUGCUCCACGCCCCAGAAACGCAGAAUGCACUUGAUAGACAAGCAUAUGUUUCCCAGGACAUAUAAUUUCUUCAUCGUCAACGAUGGCAUCGACAAGCAAACAUCCUUGCUGCGACCGAUGAAUACUGGUAGACGCCGCAUAUCAGCGACCACCGCCACGUCUCCAAAGGCAGGCCGAUUGAGGAAUCGACAACUAUCUCAGUCCAGCGUCCAAGCCGUCCCGUAUUCGGCAUCUGACCAAAAAGACAAUACUGGUUCUUCCGAAAUGGAGAUUUCCGAGCUUGAAAAGUCCAUGUCCGCGUUGCGGUUUGUGCCUGCGAGUGUGACAAAGAGUCAAGGGAGAGUUAGGAAUAUAUCGUAA